Molecule: messenger RNA, 1089 nt
Organism: Hemicordylus capensis (graceful crag lizard)
Lineage: Eukaryota; Metazoa; Chordata; Lepidosauria; Squamata; Cordylidae
Gene: JCHAIN
Product: joining chain of multimeric IgA and IgM
Exons: 4
Coding region: 201-680 (159 amino acids)
Biological process (GO): humoral immune response
Cellular component (GO): pentameric IgM immunoglobulin complex
Molecular function (GO): immunoglobulin receptor binding
Source: RefSeq, a predicted model, not a curated record
AAUGGGGCUUUCUUCUCUGAUUAGCAAGCCAGCAUUUGUCUCUGUGGUUUCAUUUCGUCCGACCACAGUGCACACUGCUAUCAGCAGUAGUGGCUUGUGAUCUACACAUUGGCACUUCAGGAAACUGACUGUGUUGCAGUUCCAUAUACCACUUACUGGCAGAGGGACACAGCUAGAGAAGGUGAAGGAAGGGAUUAAAGAUGAAGACCUCGUGGAUAUUCUCUGGAGCCCUGGCAAUCUUCUGGGGAGCUGUUCUCGGAGCAGCUUUUUUUGGUGUACAGCAACAAGACGAGGAGAAAGUCCUGGUUGAUAACAAGUGCCAGUGUGUGAAAGUGACUUCGAAAUUUGUCCCUUCUAAAGACAAGCCUGAAGUUGAAGUCUUGGAAAGAAAUAUCCGCAUCAUAGUCCCCCUCCAGAACAGGGAGAACAUCUCUGACCCCACCUCGCCAGUGAGAACCAAAUUUGUCUACAAGAUUCCCAAGCUCUGUGAAAAUUGUGACCAAUCAGAAGCCUACCUGGAAGAUUCUGUUGGGCAGCCCUCUACCUGCAACAAUCCCGAAGAACCCUGCUACACCUAUGACAGGAAUAAAUGCUACACUGCAUCCUGCCUGUUCUCUCACAAUGGGAAAACGAAGGUCAUUGAGACAGCCCUGACUCCUGAAUCCUGCUAUGCUGAUUAGAGCAGAGCAAAAUCAUUCCGUAAGCCCCUAUGGGCACACCUACUCUACACAAUCUUAAUUGGGUUUUAUGCCAGUUUCACUGUCAUGGCUUCCUCCAAAGAAUCUGGAGUAUUGUAGUUUGCCGAGGGGGCGGGAAUUCAGUGCUUGAGAUCCCAAAUACCCUCAGAGAACUACAGAUCUCUUGGAUGAAGGAAUGACUAUCAAAGCAUUUUAAAUCUGUUGUGUUGGAUUACCCAUAUUGUCCUUUACUCCUAAAGUUAAAGAACAAUCCUCUUUAUUAGUGUUCAAAACGAAUCUGCAUCAGCAGAAUGCUUUACUGUUGUUUCUUUCCCCUUUAAUUCUCUUCUCCCUUCAUUAUCUACAGUUCCUCUUUAAUACUCAUCAUCAAUAAAAAUUAUAUCUUUCAUUA